This is a messenger RNA of Argiope bruennichi, 622 nucleotides long. Its product is annotated as keratin-associated protein 17-1-like. The transcript has 3 exons. Bases 18 to 491 code for a protein of 157 amino acids. The record is from RefSeq and is a predicted model, not a curated record. NCBI's taxonomy places the organism in Eukaryota, Metazoa, Arthropoda, Arachnida, Araneae, Araneidae.
UGUUGCCACCUAAAUAAAUGAUAAGCUCCUUUGAAUCUAGAAAUAAGUAUAUAUCUGCAAAUUUUAUAAACAGAAACAUGGAGCUUUGUAGGUUUUUACUGUUGAUAGCUGUUCUCCCCUGCCUUGUUCUCGCUGAUACCCUGUUUUCCAGCGAUGACAGCAAGAAAGCAACAGGUGUCGAGACCCUCGAUGCUCUUCCAAGUUCUAACCACAGCCCCGCCAGACGAGGAAUCUUCAGCAAGUGCAACUUCUUGACCUGCAAGGGCAAAUGUUGCGGCUCCGAUUUCUGCUGCCCAUUUAGCGGUGCAAAGUGCUGUCCAGAUAACAAGUGCUGCCCUAAAGGAACGCAGUGCUGUCCAGUAGGCUGCUGCCCCAAGGGACAGGACUGUUGCGGAGGUGGUUGUUGCGCUGAUGGACAGAAAUGUUGCGGUAGCUGGUGCUGUAAAAAGAAGCAACAGUGUGGUAACACCCCUUACUCCUGUUACGGUUAAAAAGAAAAUAUUUUUGUCCUACAAGACAUCUUCCUGUUUCUGUUUGGUGUCUCUGUACAAAACCGGAUCGAAAAAAAACUUGAUGAAUUGUUGUAUAAAAGCAUUUAAAAAAUAAAAAAAUUGUUGAUCAA